This is a messenger RNA of Synchiropus splendidus (mandarinfish), 3797 nucleotides long. It is a transcript of the gene cdh27, whose product is annotated as cadherin 27. Gene Ontology annotation, molecular function: cadherin binding; calcium ion binding. The record is from RefSeq and is a predicted model, not a curated record. Bases 1 to 2334 code for a protein of 777 amino acids. The transcript has 15 exons. NCBI's taxonomy places the organism in Eukaryota, Metazoa, Chordata, Actinopteri, Syngnathiformes, Callionymidae. Gene Ontology annotation, cellular component: plasma membrane; catenin complex; adherens junction. Gene Ontology annotation, biological process: cell morphogenesis; homophilic cell-cell adhesion; multicellular organism development.
AUGGCCUGGGUGAACGCCGCGUCUCACCUCUUACUCCUGAUGUGUUAUGUGUCCAGCGGUGCGUGUUGGGAGAAGCUGAGCCGAAACAAAAGGACUUGGAUCAUCGAGUCUUUUGCCAUUGAGGAGGAGCAUCCAGGUCCGUUCCCAUAUGAGCUGGGCAAGAUCAAUGUCGAGCGUCAGUACCUCAUUUACUUUGACUUGUGUGGGGAAGGAGUGGACGAGGAGCCGCGGGGAGUCCUGUCAGUUCACAGGGAGUCAGGCACCAUUUUGGUCCACAAGCCUGUCGACUACGAAAAGCAGACAAUGCUGAGGCUGAGCUUUGAGGUCAAAAAAGAAGACCUAUCACUGGACACCAAACUGGGCAUCCAGAUUUCAAUCCUGGACAUCAACGACAAUCCUCCACGUUUCCCCAGCGAGCUGUACGAAGUCAGCGUGAAUGAAGACAGCGUACAAGGCUCCAGACUCAUGACGGUGGUGGCGUACGACAGAGACCGAAGAGGGACGCCCAACUCCACAUUCCAUUACGGAAUCAAGUCUGUGUCUCCAGACGUCCCUGAUGCUGAAUUCUACGUGGACGACUCAGGAACCAUCUCGUUCAGAGGAUGCUUGGAUCAUGAGGUUUCUGACAAGAUCGCGGUGGUGGUGGAGGCCAAAGACCACGGCGACAUCAUCAGACUGUCAAGCUCAACAACUGUGAUCAUUCAUGUCCAGGAUGGCAACGAUCACCCUCCAUACAUCAGAGGGGUAACGGGCUCUCGAAGAGUGAAGGAGAAUCAGUCUGGUGUGUCUCCUCUGCGUCUGCGUGUGACCGAUGGCGACUCUCGACACAGUAAAGCCUGGAAAGCCAAGUACACGAUCCAGGGAGACGAUGCAGGACACUUCAAGAUAGAAACUGAGCCAGACAGCAACGAUGGAAUCCUCUCAGUAGUAAAACCUCUGGACUUCGAGGAGGCGGCACAGAGAGAGCUGCUCGUUUCAGUGGAGAACCAGGCGCCAUUUUUCUACUGCGAGGUGAAGGCCAGAACUGAUUCGGGUCCUUGGAUCGUGGACACCAGCCAGAGAGCCGCGCGGCCUCACUCCGUGAGGGUCACCAUCAUGGUGGAAGACGUCAAUGACCCGCCAGCGUUCAACAAGGCCGCAAACAAGGCCACGCUGGAAGAGAAUGCACCUAUUGGGACCUGGGUGGAGAAAGUUAAUGCUGUUGACCCAGAGUCCAGCAUGGACCAAGAUUUUGUAUACAAGGUGGGACACGAUCCGGCUGGAUGGCUGAUGGUGGACCCGAACACAGGAGACAUCAUGACAGUCAAAUCCCCUGAUAGAGAAUCUCCUCAUGUGGUCGACGGCAUCUACAGAGUCUUGGUUUAUGCAGUCGACAAUGGAAGGCCGACUCAGACUGGCACAGCAACAGUAGACAUCCACAUCAGUGAUCAGAAUGACAAUGUCCCGAAGCCAACAACGGACUUGGUGGAUGUAUGUGUGUUUGAUGGACCCACCACCACCAACAUCUCCGCCUUUGACCCGGAUGGAAGUCCCUUCGGAGGACCCUUCACUUUUGAGUUGCUGGAUCAAACCAGCCCUCUGUGGAAGCUGAAUCCCUCAUAUGGUUUCUCUGCCGGCCUGGUCAAACAGCCUGCAGUGUUUCCAGGCCCACACAGAAUUACGCUGAAGAUCUCUGACAUGCAGGGAAGGUUUGGCGUUUACAACCUCAGUGUGAUCGUGUGUGACUGUUCUGUGACACCGCACUGUAGAAACCGUCACCAGAGCGCCACAAAAUCCGUCACCGGGGCGGCCGUCGUGGCUUUCGCCUCGCUGACUUUGCUUCUCUUUCUUUUGCUGAUGGCUGUCACCAUUUCCUGCAAAAAGGAGUUCACCAGUUUGCAGCCCAGUGGUUCAUCUGGCGAAACUCUUCUGCCAUCCAACAUCGAGCCACCAGGAACAGACUGCAAGAUUCCUGCUGGCAUUUCAGCUGUAUCUGACAUGUCCCGCAGCCAUUCGUAUCCAUCUAACAGUCAAUAUGACAGAGAGCGUUCGACUUCAAAGUUCCAGAACAGGACGACCACAAACGCCCUUCAUGCGACAGGGUCCUGCUCCACUCUGGAUUUGUUCCUGUUUGACCUUCUUCAAUGGAGGCUUUCAUCGCUCCAGAAGACCGAAGAGAACGGAGCAGAUGACCAGCCUCACAUCUACAUGGACGAGGGCGACUUUGACAAAGACCUUCUGGAGGUGGAGAUGACACCGCCUCAUGAGGACAACUUUCUAGACUCACUGAAGGACCUCGACCCCAAAUUCGCCACACUGGCCUCCAUUUGCAUGUCGGAGCACGCCGACAUGUGAAUCCGUGAAUUGGUGUGGCAUGACGUUCUACAACUUUCUUCACAGCAGAACCAAGAGGCAUUGAUGAUUUUGGUUUCGUUUAAUAGCAACUGUUACUUGGUUGACAGCACUAACACGAGGAAAACAAAACUGGCUUCAAUUAAACUUUGUGAUUGAAAAGAAAGAGCUCCUUUAAAGGACACUGUCACAAGCAGACGGUGACCAGUCUUCAAAUGAAAUGACUUGCCUCAGUAUUUAAGGGGCAUGUUUACAUAGUUCCAUCGAUAUAUAUUCAAUUCCAAGUACAGUUGCUGAGUAAAGAAACGAUACCUACAAUAUAAGGUGCAACAGACCCAUCAAUGGACUGAUAAAUCAAAAGCCGUUAAAGAGAAAAGAAAAGGUAGUUUUAAAUAAGUAGAAAACUACAAUCUUAUUUACAAUAUGUUUUAAACAAAAAAAUGCUUAGACCCGUCCACUUCCGAUUUUUGGGAGAGGUCGCUGCUCAACUGUGCUCUGGCUUUUCCUGCCUCGGCCCUUGAAGCCUCUUCCUCUGAUGUAGCGGCCGGGAACGCCAAACGUUUCCAUGUUGAGCUUCUUCUCUUCGGCCCACGUGGUCCUCCUGCGGGUUCAGCAGUCGGUCAACAUCGCCCAAACAGUGCCCAUAGAAAACAGACGCGGGAGACUCACUUGGGCUUCAGCUCGGCCGACACGUUGUCAAAGAAGCUCCGAGCCUUGUCGUAGUACUUCUCCGCCAGCGUCUCCUCCUCCGCUGUGCUCGGCACCUCUGAGGCCUCCACAGAAUCCUUCUCAACUGUGGGAGAGUUGAGGUCAGCAACUCGUGACAGACCGAACCAUUGCCAACGUGAAACUCACCUGUAGUCUCCUUUUUCGUCAGGUCAUCUUUAAACUGAGCGUUGGCAGUCUCAAAAUCAAAAUCGGAUUCAAACUGCAGCGUUGUAGGUUUGGUGCCUUUCACAAGAAGCUGUCCUCGGCUGCGGUUCCUGAUCCUACGAUUGCCUGCAAGGACGGACGAGUAUGUGAAGGUUGCGACUAGUUAACAAGCGGCCUUUUUGAGUUUAAACUGGACCAUGGGACUAAAUCGCUCAAAAGAAUAGAAUAUUUUUCAGUGCAACAUCUGGAGCCACAAAUCAUUUGAAGGAGCUGCUCCCCAGAAUUUCAUCUUUGUAGUCUGAGAACGCUGCUGCCACCUGCUGUCCAAUGAAGCACCAGGCUCUAACUGGGCUAUUAAAGAGAUUACAAAUGUACAAUUAGGAGUCUAUGGGGGAAGAAAAAAAAAUAAAAUCGACCAUAAGGGUUUAACAUUUAUCCACUCUGGGAUCUGAUAUUGGAUGUGGUGACUGAAAACAGCAGAUCCAUGUGGAUAAAAGGCUGAAACUGAUGGCAAGACUUAUCUUCCAAAUGCUGCACCAACUAUUCCACAUGAUACUAGAAUCUUACAAUGUUUGCCUUGCAGAUAAAAUAAA